Procambarus clarkii (red swamp crayfish) is the source of this 2190-nucleotide messenger RNA. The record is from RefSeq and is a predicted model, not a curated record. NCBI's taxonomy places the organism in Eukaryota, Metazoa, Arthropoda, Malacostraca, Decapoda, Cambaridae.
AUGCGUGUGUUUGCUGACAGACGCACGUUCAUACAGCCGUACGCUCACGCAGCCGUACGCUCACGCAGCCGUACGCUCACGCAGCCGUACGCUCACGCAGCCGUACGCUCACGCAGCCGUACGCUCACGCAGCCGUACGCUCACGCAGCCGUACGCUCACGCAGCCGUACGCACACGCAGCCGUACGCUCACGCAGCCGUACGCUCACGCAGCCGUACGCUCACGCAGCCGUACGCUCACGCAGCCGUACGCUCAUGCAGCCGUACGCACACGCAGCCGUACGCACACGCAGCCGUACGCUCACACAGCCGUACGCACACGCAGCCAUACGCACACGCAGCCGUACGCACACGCAGCCGUACGCACACGCAGCCGUAUACGCUCAUGCAGCCGUACGCACACGCAGCCGUACGCACACGCAGCCGUACGCACACGCAGCCGUACACGCAGCCGUACGCUCACGCAGCCGUACGCACACGCAGCCGUACGCACACGCAGCCGUACGCACACGCAGCCGUACGCACACGCAGCCGUACGCACACGCAGCCGUACGCACACGCAGCCGUACGCACACGCAGCCGUACGCACACGCAGCCGUACGCACACGCAGCCGUACGCACACGCAGCCGUACGCACACACAGCCGUACGCACACGCAGCCGUACGCACACGCAGCCGUACGCACACGCAGCCGUACGCACACGCAGCCGUACGCACACGCAGCCGUACGCACACGCAGCCGUACGCACACGCAGCCGUACGCACACGCAGCCCCGUACCCAGCAGACCAGCAUUACCACAGAACAAGUACCGCAGAACAAGUACCACAGAACAAGUACCACAGAACAAGUACCGCAGAACAAGUACCACAGAACAAGUACCACAGAACAAGUACCACAGAACAAGUACCACAGAACAGAACAAACAAGUACCACAGAACAAGUACCACAGAACAAGUACCACAGAACAAGUACCACAGAACAAGUACCACAGAACAAGUACCACAGAACAAGUACCGCAGAACAAGUACCACAGAACAAGUACCACAGAACAAGUACCACAGAACAAGUACCACAGAACAAGUACCACAGAACAAGUACCACAGAACAAGUACCACAGAACAGAACAAGUACCACAGAACAAGUACCAGAACAGAACAAGUACCACAGAACAGACCACAGAACAAGUACCACAGAACAAGUACCACAGAACAAGUACCGCAGAACAGAACAAGUACCACAGAACAAGUACCACAGAACAGAACAAGUACCGCAGAACAGUAACAGAACAAGUACCGCAGAACAAGUACCGCAGAACAAGUACCACAGAACAAGUACCGCAGAACAAGUACCACAGAACAAGUACCGCAGAACAAGUACCACAGAACAAGUACCACAGAACAAGUACCGCAGAACAAGUACCACAGAACAAGUACCACAGAACAAGUACCGCAGAACAAGUACCACAGAACAAGUACCACAGAACAAGUACCACAGAACAAGUACCACAGAACAAGUACCACAGAACAAGUACCACAGAACAAGUACCGCAGAACAAGUACCACAGAACAAGUACCACAGAACAAGUACCACAGAACAAGUACCACAGAACAAGUACUGCAGAACAAGUACCACAGAACAAGUACCACAGAACAAGUACCACAGAACAAGUACCACAAGUACCACAGAACAAGUACCACAGAACAAGUACCACAGAACAAGUACCACAGAACAAGUACCACAGAACAAGUACCACAGAACAAGUACCGCAGAACAAGUACCACAGAACAAGUACCGCAGAACAAGUACCGCAGAACAAGUACCGCAGAACAAGUACCACAGAACAAGUACCGCAGAACAAGUACCACAGAACAAGUACCACAGAACAAGUACCACAGAACAAGUACCGCAGAACAAGUACCGCAGAACAAGUACCACAGAACAAGACUGGCGGCGCCCCCACUAAGCUGCCAGAGACUUACAAAAACCCGCGCUCACAAAUAUCAGACAGGAAAGAGAAGGAUGGACCGGACAGCAUUUUAGAUUUUAUGGGAGAGGAAGCAUCCCGCUCCAUCCCACCGCGGGACGGGGCGACGGGAAGGGGGGUUGGGCAAGGUAUUACGCCUGGAGCCCUGUGCUGGAACCUUCCCACACACAGAGAGCUCCGUAAUGAGCCGAGGCAUAUACCAUGA